Ilex paraguariensis (yerba mate) is the source of this 3000-nucleotide messenger RNA. The record is from the annotation of a GenBank genome assembly. NCBI's taxonomy places the organism in Eukaryota, Viridiplantae, Streptophyta, Magnoliopsida, Aquifoliales, Aquifoliaceae.
GAACUCUCUCUCUCUCUUCGUUUCUUUAAAGCAUUAACCAUGUCCGUCGAGACCCCUCCAUCACCACCAUUGUCCACCGAGCCACCACCACCACCAUCACCACUGUCGUCGUCAUCUGAGCCUCCUUCAUCCUACGAUCUCGCACUGCUCGACACAAAUAUCGAAGAAAGCAACGGUGACGAAUCCGAUGCCCUCCAUAAUUCUACCCAAUACCCAACGAUCCAGAAUCAAGAUACUGUUGAUAAAACCUCAAACAUCCCUACCAACGGGGUUAUCGAAGAAAACACCCCAAACAACACCAUGUCCAUGGAGACGCCUCCACCACCACCACCACCACCACCAUCCUCUGAAUCUGUAGAGACCUCUCCACCACCACCACCGCCACCCUCUGAGUCUGUGGACACCCUUCCACCACCACUCUCUGUGUCUGUGGACACCGCUCCACCACCACCAUCCUCUGAAUCUGUAGAGACCUCUCCACCACCACCACCGCCACCCUCUGAGUCUGUGGACACCCUUCCACCACCACUCUCUGUGUCUGUGGACACCGCUCCACCACCACCAUCCUCUGAAUCUGUAGAGACCUCUCCACCACCACCACCACCCUCUGAGUCUGUGGACACCCUUCCACCACCACUCUCUGUGUCUGUGGACACCGCUCCACCACCACCAUCCUCUGAAUCUGUAGAGACCUCUCCACCACCACCACCACCCUCUGAGUCUGUGGACACCCUUCCACCACCACUCUCUGUGUCUGUGGACACCCCUCCACCAUCUCCAUCCUCUGAGUCUGAGCUUCUGUCCACCGAGACGUCUUCACCGCCGCCAACCUCUGUCAACAUUUGCAAUACGGAAAUUAUUGAAGAAAACGCCCCAAACAAAUCCUAUUCCUCCCAUUCUCCCAAACAAGUCCAGACGACCCAGAACCAAAACACUGAUGGGAAACCUGCGAAAAAACCGGCUUUCUCCAUUAAAGCAAAGAUAAAAAAGUUCUCAGUUAGGGCUUUACGAGAUCGCUUCACUUCCAAGCGCAAACCCCAGCCAGCCUCGAAGAAGCUCGACGAGCAGAAAAAACAUGUGGAUAAACAAGUCAAAGAUGCAUCCGAGAAAUUGGUUAAGCUCAAAAAGGAUCAAAAGGUGCAAGAACUUCGCAAACUAAAGAAGACCGUGACCAAAUUGAAGCUUAAGGUCCCUCCAAAUUACAAGAUUGAUGCAAAAGAAAAAGACCCCCAUGGGAAUCGACAACCCGAUGGUGCUAUAGGAAGCAAGGAAGAAAUUCCCCCAGAAGUGCUCAAGAAAAUGCCUAAAUUAUACAAUGCAAAUACCUUUGAGAACAGCUGGGAGUUUCAAGAUUUCAUGGCACGUUUCAGUGGGCUUAGGAUUGAACUGAAACUUUGUUUGUCGUGUUUCGCGGUGUUCCCUGAAGAUGCUAUCAUAAAGAAGAGGCUCAUGGUCUAUUGGUGGAUUGGAGAAGGUUUUGUACCACCAAUCAAUGAGGGCAUCGAGAACCCAAAAAAAACCGCGGAGGAACAUGGCAACGACUUCUUCGACAAGCUUAUGGAAUUAGGCUUUAUCGAGCCGGUCAAUGAGAGGUGGAGUCUCGUUGCGGGCAGUUGCAGAAUGCACCCUUUUAUGCGUAAUGCAGUAGUUACGCUUGCAGAGAGGGCAAAGUUUUUUGAUUUUGAUCCGAAAGGCUAUCCAAUGGUGACAUUCGGGAGUUCCUACCGGGCGUGCUUGUUGGGGACGGGUUUUGAAAAUACUGAAAAUUUUGAGAAACUUCAUAUGCUGUUUAAUGUUAGAGAGACUAUUCUUGAAUUUGAGCCAACGUGGUUAUUGAGGAUGAGAGAUGUCAAUGUUUUCCAUCUGGGAAGAUGGAAGGCCUCGGCUACUCAGCACGUUGAAGUUGAGAAACCCAACUUUUUGGAAGGCUUGAAGAAAAUGAAACAUCUGAGAUUUUUCAGCCUUCAAGGAAUCUCUGGAAUCACUGAGCUCCCCGAAUGCAUUUCGCAGCUCACGUAUUUGAUGAUUCUUGAUCUCAGAGCCUGUCAUGAUCUUGAAGUAAUUCCAGAAGGAAUUGGGUCGCUAGAGAGCUUGACACACUUGGACAUGUCCGAGUGUUACCUGCUCGAACAUAUGCCCAGGAAGCUUGCAAAGCUCACCAAACUCCAAGUCCUUAAGGGGUUUGUAGUUGGAGAUAAAAAGCGAAAGGACUCAUCGUGCACUCUUGACGAUUUGGCAAAACUACCAGGGCUCACAAAAUUGAGCAUUUACACAUGUAUGAAGAUCUUCCCUGAAGUUGAACAUGUGAAUGCUCUUGGAAAAUUUCCGGCACUUCUGAAGCUAACAAUUGAAUGGGGAGGGGGUGCUUCGCAACGUAAACCAGACAGCAAGCCUCUCGUGCAGAAAACAAAUGAUGGAGGAGAUAAAAAGAAAGACAGUGAACUGAUAGCCACUGGAGGAGAGAAAAAGAAAGACAAUGGAUUGGUUGCUAGUGGAGGAGAUAAAAAGAAAGACAAUGGAUUGAUAGCCACUGCCAAGAAACCACGAGUAGAAAGAGCACUGAGCAAAAUAUAUACCAUGAAGCAUCCAACAAUUCCGACAUCUUCAACAAGUCCGACACUUCCUUCAAGACUGAAGAAACUGGACCUUAAGUGUUUUCCUAAGAGAACAACAGCAGAUUGGCUAAAGCCUGCCAAUCUGCAGGGCCUGGAGAAACUCUACAUCAGAGGAGGAAAAUUCUUUGAUCUUGGUCAGUUUCAGGACCUUGCCAGGAAGGACAAGUGGGCAGUAGAGCAAUUGCGUCUGAAGUACUUGACUGAAUUGGAGGUGGACUGGAGAGAACUGCAGGAGUUAUUUCCCAACUUGUUUUACUUGGAGAAAGAAGAAUGCCCUAAACUCAGUUUCUUUCCAUGCAAUGCGAGUGGAGUGUGGAUGAACAAGAUGAAGAUAAAGCAGAAGGUAGAAGGUAAAGCAGUUGUAAGAGAUAGCAUUGCUAAUUAG